Molecule: messenger RNA, 2076 nt
Organism: Achroia grisella
Lineage: Eukaryota; Metazoa; Arthropoda; Insecta; Lepidoptera; Pyralidae
Product: NADPH-dependent diflavin oxidoreductase 1
Exons: 7
Coding region: 114-1916 (600 amino acids)
Cellular component (GO): cytosol
Molecular function (GO): NADPH-hemoprotein reductase activity; FMN binding; flavin adenine dinucleotide binding
Source: RefSeq, a predicted model, not a curated record
UCUUACUCUUUUUUCUUAUUUUGAUCGGAUGCUCUUGAGUAGUAUAUUCUUGAUCGGAUGGUUGCUUGAACAAUUCAUAAUAUAGAUAUUAAUAAUAAAAACAUUUAAUCAACAUGAGUGACACUGGGAGAAUUCUCGUUCUUUACGCAACUCAGACUUUCACUGCUCAAGAAAUAGCAGAAAGAAUAUGGAGGUCACUAAAAGUAUUAGGUUUUCGAGGUCCAGUCCAAGCCAUGGAUGAUUACCCUAUUUCAAAGCUUAUACAUGAGAAAUUUGCUAUAUUUAUAUGCGCCACAACUGGUCAAGGCGAAGAGCCUGAUAAUAUGAAAAGGUUUUGGAAGUUUUUAUUAAGGAAAAAUUUACCAUCAAAUUCUUUAUUAAAUCUCAAAUAUGGAGUUUUAGGCUUGGGGGAUUCCUCAUAUUCCAAGUUCAAUUUUGUUGGUAAAAAGCUCCAUAAACGUUUAAUGCAAUUAGGAGCAACACCGUUACUUGAUAUAGGUCUUUGUGAUUAUCAACAUGACUUGGGUCAUGAUGCUAUAAUAAUACCUUGGAUGGAAAACUUUUACUCAAUUCUCAAAGAAUACUAUCCAAACAUACAGACAGACAACCUAGAUAUCAAGUUUGUACCAAGAUGGAAAGCCAGUCUAAUAAAGGAUGACCACACAUUGUUAACACAUAGUAUGAAUGAAGACAUAUACUAUGCUAAAGGGAAUAGGGACAAAUUUUUGGACAGUACACUCUUCGAAUUGGAAAGUAAUGUUAGAACCACUGAUGAAUCUCAUUUUCAAGAUGUGAGAUUAAUGACUUUCAAUACAGUUGGUAGUACAUUGAACUAUGCACCAGGUGAUGUCUUCUGCAUAAGACCACGGAAUAGCAAGGAGGACAUAGAUGACCUUUUCAAUAUUUUUAAAUCUCAUGGAAUUGACUUACAACCUAAUUACAGAUUGUUAUUAGAAGAACUUCACGAAGACAUGCCAGUUCCAGAAUUCCUUCGUAUUCCACUAACAUUGUACGACAUUGCUGAACAGUAUUGGGAUCUACGGGCAUUUCCUACGCAGUAUGUCUUCUCUCUUCUAGCACUAGUAUCAAAUGAUAAAUUAGAAAAGGACAAAUGUAAGGAUCUUGGCUCUCCCCAGGGACAGGAAGAUUGGCUUAACUAUAGUAGAAGACCGAAGAGGACAAUACUUGAGGUUCUACACGAUUUCCAUAGAUCAGCCUCUGGAUUGACAAUAGACACAAUAUUCGAGUUAUUCUCCACAAUAAAACCUCGCUCAUUCUCAAUUGCCAGCAGCUGCCUCCCUAGCAGUGGACGUAAUGUAGAUAUACUAAUAGCUGUUGUUAAAUAUUACACAAACAUGAAAAAGGUACGUCAUGGUUUGUGUUCCAACUGGCUGGCCGGAUUAAAUGUAGGAGAUAAAGUUUAUGCUUGGAUUAAGAAAGGGACCUUUACGUUUCCCAAUGACAAGAAUAUACCAAAUAUAUUAAUUGGCCCGGGCACAGGACUAGCACCUUUCAGAAGUUUGAUACAAGAACGCGAUGUACAAAAUACACUCAGUAAACACGCAGUACACCUUUUCUUUGGCUGUCGAUACAAAAACAAAGAUUAUCACUGCAAGAAUGAAUUAGAAAAGUGGGCAGCUGACGGAAAAUUAAGUUUGUACUGCGCAUUCUCAAGAGACCAUGACGAUAAAAUAUAUGUGCAACACAAAAUAAUGGAACACAAAAAAGACUUAUGGCGCUUUAUAGAUACGAACAAAGCUAGUAUAUAUAUAUCUGGUAAUGCUAAAAGUAUGCCUGACAAUGUGCGCGAAGCUCUUUUAUUAGUUUUUGAAUCUGGCGGCCUUCAUAAUGAUGAUGCCAAGAAAAUGUUGAAGAAUAUGGAGCAAGAUGGGCGAUUUCAAUGUGAAACUUGGUGAUUAAUGAAUGCAGUGAACUUCUAGGAAAUAAAUAUAGUUAAAUUAAAUUAAAUUAAUAUUAUUUAAUAAACUAUUUAAUAAUAUGAAAUUAAUGUAAUACUUUAGAUUCCAAAAAUAGACAUAUCAUAGACAGAUGUUUCAUUGGAAAAUAAAGCAAAAU